Messenger RNA from Aegilops tauschii subsp. strangulata, 1506 nucleotides. RefSeq lists its product as uncharacterized. The record is from RefSeq and is a predicted model, not a curated record. Lineage: Eukaryota; Viridiplantae; Streptophyta; Magnoliopsida; Poales; Poaceae.
ACCCCGCUCCAAGCAAAAACCACCACCGCAUCCCGCACCGCACCGCCACGCCCCACGCGGCUGCCGCGGCCGCUGCCCCUCCACAGCCGGUCGUUCCUUUCACACCGCGCGGCCCACCCCACCCACGCCCGCCAGCGGGCGGGCGCCCGCGGCCCACCUCCACCGCACCGCGCCUCCUUAUAUGACCGGUUCCCCACCUCCUCCUCCUCCGUUCCCCAUCUCCACCACCACCACCAAACCCUAGCCGCCGACGACCAUGUCCUCCUCCUCGUCGCUCAAGCAGGACGACGUCCCCUCCUCCCCGGAGCUGCCCCCGCUGGCCGCGCCCGGCAUCGCGGCGGCGGCCGCCGCGGCCGCGGCCGCGGCCUCGUCCGGCGGCGGAGGGGGCGGGGCAGGGGCGGGCGGCGGCUCCGGGAGGAGGCUGCCCCCGCCGUGCUGGACGCACGAGGAGACCCUCGCGCUCAUCGAGGCGUACCGCGACAAGUGGGAGGCGCUCAAGAAGGGCAACCUGCGGGCCGCGGACUGGGACGAGGUCGCCGGCGCCGUCACCGCCCGCUGCGGGAGGUUCCCCACCGCCACCUACAAGUCCGGCGUGCAGUGCCGCCACAAGAUCGAGAAGCUCCGCAAGCGGUACCGCGCCGAGCGCACGCGCUCCAUGGGGCGCUCCAAGGGGCCCAAGUGGCCCUUCUUCCCGCUCCUCCACGACCUCGCCGGCGGCGGGGUGCCCGACGCCAGCCCCAACCCCAUCAUCAAGAUCAAGCCCAGGGGAAACGCCACCCCGGCGUCCCCUUCCCCGGUGUCGUCCCCCUCGUCCGAGGACGCCGGACGGAGCAGGAGCCUCCACGGCCUCAUCUCCAACGGCGGGGGCGGCAGCGGGCUGCGCUUCACCAUCCCCAAGGCUUCGCGCACCAAGCCGGGGGUCCCGCGGGAGGCGAGGCCGGACCGGGACAGGGGCGAGGACGACCCGGAGGCAGAGGCCAUGGCGGAGGUGGCGUCGGCACUGAGGGCCGUCGGCGAGGGGUUCCUGAGGAUGGAGGAGCGCAGGCUGGAGCUGUCGCUCCAGAUGGAGAAGGAGCGGAUGGAGUCGGAGAUGAAGCGCACCCAGGCGCUGCUCGACGCACAGCAGCUCUUCGUCGAGGCGUUCCUCGGCAAGCAGCAGCCGCACCACAAGAAGGCCAAGCUGGUCUCCUCCGCUGCUGCCAUGGAGGAGGAUUGAGGACUAGAGGCAGAGCUCCGGCGCAGCGUCAGCUCAACUCCGUGUUGAUGGAUGCUUGCUGGCUUUGUUAGUUAACUGCUGCUGCUCCUGUCAGUCAGCUGAUGACUUGUGAUGUUUCUACUCUUCUUGUGUUUGGAUGGUUGAUUUAAGAAGUGAAGGGCAAAGCAUGUAGGUGUAGGAUAUGGCUGUGGGAGGAUUUAGAAAGUGUUCAUUUGUAAUCAGUGUGUUGUCUUUUGAGUUGCUAUUUAUGGUGGGGAAAAGAAAAGAGUGCAGCUUAGCUUCGCUGGGAA